AAUGAAACGCCCAUAUGAGUUUUUCUUCCGGGUUACGAUCAUGGCGUGUUGCUGAACAACAUGUGAGUUUUGCCGGAGAUUUAAUACGUCAAAAACAUCAACGGAACAACAUCAAACAUGGCAUCAGUGGAGGAGGACUUCCCUCGAGGAGGAACAGCAAAGAAGCCCACAGAGAGUAAAAUAGUGGUUCAGCGGACUGAAGUGGACAACUUGUUCCAGUCGAACGAAAAAGCAGAAACCAAGAAAAGGAAGGGGGCGGUCAAAGAUGACGGAAAGAAGCUCAAGAAGCCAAAGACGGGCAAAGGAGAUGGUCUGACGCUAAAUGCAGCAGCCAAGUGUGUGGAAAUUCUACACAUCAAGAAUGUGAAGGAGGGUAUCCUGAUGCUGGGCUGUGUGAAGGAGGUGACUGACUUUGAGGUGACAGUCAGCCUGCCCUGUGGCAUGCAAGGCUUUCUCAGCAUCAAGAACAUCUGUGACUCGUACACCAAGCUCCUCAGCGAACAACUGGAGUCAGCUGAUACAGAGGAGAUCUGCUCUCUGCCACACAUAUUCUACCCUGGCAUGGUGUUCAGGUGUGUGGUUGCCAAGUUAGAUGUAGCCAAAGGAGGCUCUCUUAGCAUCCAGCUGUCAAUCAAUCCAAAGCUGAUCAACAAGGCUCUCACAUCAACCUCUCUGAAAGCUGGCAUGGUCUUGAGCGGAUGUGUGGAGAGUGUGGAGGAUCAUGGCUACAUAGUGGACAUUGGCAUCAAUGGAACCAAAGCCUUCCUGCACAAGAAAGCAGUGAAAGAUAAACACAACUCAGAAGAUCUGACUGUGGGUCAGUAUGUGACUUCUCAAGUGGAGGAAGUAAAGAACGAUGGACGUGUGGUCCGCCUUUCUGUCAGCCCCCCGGCCGUCGCCCAGGCUUGUGCUGAAUCCGAGCAGGGCUGGAACCUCACUAACCUGCUGCCUGGGCUUCUGGUCAAAGCUACGAUCAAAAAGGUGACCAAACACGGCCUGAUCCUGGACUUCCUGUCCUCCUUCAGUGGCCAGGUGGACUUUCUCCACAUGGAGCCAGGGCAGACAUCAAGCUACACCGAGGGAGCUCAGGUGCGGGCCUGUGUGCUGUAUGUGGAGCCGUCCACCCGUCUGGUGGGCCUGAGCCUGCGCAGCUACCUCCUUCAGCCCGGGACCAGAGUUGACCCGUCUCCUGCUGGAGGUGACCGCAUUGGUGAGGUGGUGCAGAACUGCAAGAUGACCACUAUGCACCACAUGUCUGGAGCCAUGUUGGAACUGCCAGACAAAACUUUGGCCUUUGUACAUAGGAACCACCUGAAGGAGUCUAAUGAGCCAGCCAAUGAAAACAGAGUGCUGGCCAUGACUGAGCACACCUGCAGGAUCCUGGACUUCAGCGCCAUGGACCAAAUUCAUUUUGCUUCUCUGCGAAAGAGUGUGAUUGACAAGCGUUUUUAUAGAUAUCAUGAUCUUCAGGCCGGACAGAUUGUAGAGGGGACAGUGUCCGUUCUGCUGAAUCACGGCAUGGUGGUGCAUCUGUCCGACCACAUCAAAGGCCUGGUGCCCCGGACACACCUGUCUGAUAUCCUCCUUAAGAAUCCAGAGAAGAAGUACAUAGAGGGCAUGAAGAUCAAAUGUCGGGUGCUGUCAGUCGACGCAGAGAAUAAGAAGCUGUAUCUGACCAGGAAGAAGGCCCUGGUCGAAAGCUCUCUGCCAUUGUUCCUCAGCUAUACCGAUGCCCGUCCUGGCCGCGUCUCCCACGGCUACAUUGUCUGCAUCAAAGACUUUGGCUGCAUCGUUCGUUUCUACAACAACGUCAAGGGUCUGGUGCCGCUCAGCGAGCUCAGCUCGGAGCCCGUCCUCAGUCCUGAGGAGUUCUUCUAUGUGGGGCAGGUAUUUAAGGCUAAGGUUCUUCAGUGUGACCCCGACAAGGCGAAGAUGUUGCUGUCAUUUAAGGCCGCGGCGGAAGGAGACACUGAGGAAGCUGCCACGGCCCAGUUUGACUGUGAGGUGGGGAAGAGGCUGGAGGCCAAGGUGCUGAAAAAGUCAGUCAACGGUCUGGAGGUGGCCAUCCUCCCUGAUGAGGUCCGAGCCGUACUACCCACGAUGCACCUUUCCGAUCACCUCUCCAACUGCACUCUGCUGUGGGAGAGCCUGCAGGAGGGAGACGUCAUCUCAAACGUCAUGUGCUUCAACAAGAACAAACUGAAUAUUACCCUCACCAAGAAACCAACAGUGAGAUGGUCCCUGGAGGAAGGAGUGGUUGCCAAGGACUUCUCUGAAAUCACAGUUGGAAUGCAGCUGAUUGGCUGGAUCAAGAACAUCAUGUCUUAUGGCGUCUUUGUGGAGUUCCCAUACGGGCUUGUUGGUCUUGCACCCAAGUCGGCCAUGACCGACAAGUUCAUCAGCGAUACGAUAACCGUCUUCCAGCCGGGCCAGACGGUGCUCGCAAAAGUGACCAACCUGGAUGAGGAAAAGCGGCGUUUCCUGGUCACGCUGAAGAUGUCGGAGGUCAUAUCUCCAGAGGGUGAUGUCCAGACCAGACUCAUCAAUGGUCUGCAGGAGAGAAAAGCUGUGGCUGAAAUGUUAGCUGUGAGAGAGAACAGUGAUCUCCGCCAGCAGCUGGCCGCUCUGUCCAUUGGUCAGAAGCUGAAGCUGACUGUAGAUACUGCGAAGGACUGCGCUGCCACCUUUAAGUCGGAUGAUUUGGCCGGUGCUACCAUACUAGCCGCCAAGCACCAUGUCAUGGGUGUUAAUUUGACCCCAGGACAGAAAGCUACUGCGGUCAUCCUCCGUGUUGACAUCCUGUCGACAUGUGUCCAUGUGUCCCUCCUUCCCAAGCUGAUGGCGAAGAAGAAAUCUUUAGCUGAAGGAUCAAAGUACACGGCGAUGGUGCAGCACAUCGACCGAGACUUUGCUGUCGUCUCGCUGGAAGACACGGCACAGCUGACCGUGAUCCAAACCAGCAGCCACCUGAAUGAGACGUUCCUGUCCGAGUCAGAGAAGCUGAAGGCGGGGAUGAGUUUGGCCGUCGAGGUUAUAGAGCCCAGCUGUCAGGAACUGCAGGGGCUCUCCCUAGUGUCGUGGCAGCGCACCGCACCAAACCGACAGCGCACCACCUCGGAAAAUCAGACGAGCUCUAAGGGUUACUGCUUCGGUGAAAUCGUGCGGGGUAAAGUACGGACCGUGAAGCCCACCUCCCUUCAGGUCACACUAGAGGAUGGAAGCACCGGCAGCGUGCACGUGUCUGAGGUGGUGGAGGUUGCAGAUGUGUGUCAGGGAUCUUUCCCCACUGCCUCUGUAAAAGUGGGCAGUGAGGUCACCGCCAGGGUCAUCGGAGGGCGAGAAGCCUCCAGUCACAGAUACUUGCCCUUCUCCCAUCCCAAAUUUACAUACACCAUUCCUGAGCUCACACUCGUACCCAGCAAACUUGAUAAGUGUCCAGUUCUCAAAGCAGUUACAGUAAAAGAGAAAAUAAACCGCUAUAAGGUCGGGGAAGAAGUGACAUGCUUUGUAUCAAAGUUUAAUCCAGUGAGGAAGAUUUUGGAGGUCACCACUGAUCCUUGUGUUACUGGGACAGUUGAACUUCUGGCCAUGAUCACCGAUCCAAAAGAGGCCAGCCACCCAGAGAAACUAUACAAGCUGGGCCAGGCAGUCCAUGCCAAAGUGGUAGAAGUGAUCUCCAAACCGCAACGCUUUAUGCUGUCACUCACAGGUGUCCAUAAACUGGAGAAAAACAGUGUAGCUUUGGGGAUAGUGACUAAUAUUCAGCCACAAGUUGGCCUCCUGGUCAAACUUCCCUUUGGCGGCAUGGGAACUGUUGAUGUGACUGACCUGGCUGAUGCCUACAGGCCAAACCCCCUGGAUGGGUACAGCAAGGAUAAGCUGCUCAGGUUUUUCCUUUUUGGGGAAGAAAAAGGCAAGUGGCAGUUGUCCCUACGCCCAUCAAGGCUGAACCCACAGCAGGCCAAGCCAGCGAAGGACCCAGAAGUUUUGUCUGUAGACCAACUGAAGGCAGGCCAGAUCAUCAGAGGCUACGUCAAGUCUGUGGGAGAGCAGGGGGUCUUCAUCAGGUUGUCAAGAAGCAUCACAGGAAGAGCCCAACUUCAGCAGUCCACCAAGUACUUUGUUAGCCACCACAAAGUCCUCUCUGAGCACCUGACUCCCAACACCCUGCUCACUACCAAGAUCCUCAGUAUUGACAUAGAGGAGGAGUUGGUCCACCUCUCGCUGCUCCCAGAGGACACCGGGAAGCCAGACGUCCUUCCAGAGUCUCUCGGUCUGCCGCUGCGUCUGAUCGGAGAGGAGAAGAAGGAACAUGACACUAAGAAGAAGAUGAAACGUGCAGUGUCUGAGAGCGAGCAGAAACAAGAAGAGUCCCAGGUCCCCAAGAAGAAGAAGAAGAAAACCAAGAAAGCAAAGACUGACGACAGUGACAGCGGAGUGGAGGUGUACUUCAGAGAAGAAGAAGACAAGGAAGCUGAAGAAGAACCCACAUCUAAUUCUGUAAAACAGGUGACGCACAGCUCAGCGGGUCCAUGCAGGCUGCAGGUGGCAGCAGGUUUCUCCUGGGACGUGGGACUGAGCUCCCUGAAGCCUGCCUCUGCAGCGCAGGAGGGGGACUCCAGUGAUGGAGAGGACCAAGAUGGAAGCAGCAAGCCCCAGAAAAAGUCUCGUCAUGAACUUGAGCAAGAGAAAAAGGCGGCAGAGAAGGCCCUGGUACAGCGUGAGACCGAGCUGAUGGAUCCGAGCCUGCGACCCCAGGACGCAGCCGCCUUCGAGCGCCUGCUCCUCGCUUCACCCAACAGCUCGCUGCUUUGGCUCCAGUACAUGGCUCACCAUCUACAGGCCACCCAGAUCGAGCAGGCCCGCGCUGUGGCCGAGAGGGCCAUCAAGACCAUCUCCUUUAGGGAAGAGCAAGAGAAGCUGAAUGUGUGGGUGGCCCUGCUGAACCUGGAGAACAUGUACGGCACAGAGGAGAGCCUGAAGAAAGUGUUUGAGCGGGCGCUGCAGUUCUGCGAGCCCAUGCCCGUGUACCAGCAGCUGGCUGACAUCUACGCAAAGUCCGACAAAACCAAGGAGGCGGAGGGCCUGUAUAAGACGAUGGUAAAGCGUUUCCGUCAGAACAAGGCAGUGUGGCUGAGCUAUGGGACCUUCCUGCUCCAGCAGGGUCAGAGUGACACUGCCAGUGCUCUCCUGCAGAGGGCGCUCAAGAGUCUGCCUUCCAAAGAAAGUGUGGAUGUGAUCGCCAAGUUCGCUCAGCUGGAGUUCCGUUAUGGUGAUUCAGAGAAAGGUCGCACCAUUUUUGACAAAGUCCUGACGAGCUACCCGAAACGCACAGACCUCUGGUCCGUCUUUAUCGACCUUAUGGUCAAACAUGGAUCGCAGAAGGAAGUUAGGGCGCUCUUUGAUCGCGUGAUCCACCUGAGUGUUUCAGUAAAAAAGAUCAAGUUCUUCUUCAAACGUUACUUGGAGUACGAGAAGAAGCACGGCACUCCGCAGAGCAUCCAGGCAGUCAAGGAGAAGGCCAUGGAAUUUGUGGAAGCUAAAGGCACAGAGGCUGCCAACUAAUGACCUAAUACACCCAUUGUGUAUGUAUGUGUGUGUGUGUGUGUGUGUGUGUGUGUGUGUGUGUGUGUGUGUGUGUGUGUGUGUGUGUGUGUGGACUGCAGUGUCCUGACACGGCUGUUAGGAAGUUUAAGUUUGUGGCUCCAGGUACAGGUUCAUCAAUAUGAUUGUUUUUUUUUUUUAUUGUUGUGGACUUGGGACCUCUGAAGCUGAAAGUCAAACCAUUUGUAAAGUAGGUUUGUAAUUAUCUAUAAAUGUAAAAAAAAAAAUUACAUUUCAUUUUAGUCAAUUUUGUAUGUGAAUGAGCUAUGAAGAGAAUAAUUAAUGUUGUAAGUAUUUAGUUUACUGCAUAUUUGAAUGGAUUUAUUUCUUUUCAAAUGUGUGGUAGCAUUUUCUAUUAAUCUGGCCGGCCUUUCAAUAAAUCCAACACAAUUACAAUACA
This is a messenger RNA of Perca flavescens (yellow perch), 6004 nucleotides long. It is a transcript of the gene pdcd11, whose product is annotated as programmed cell death 11. Gene Ontology annotation, molecular function: RNA binding; protein binding. The transcript is spliced from 36 exons. Gene Ontology annotation, cellular component: nucleolus; small-subunit processome. Gene Ontology annotation, biological process: rRNA processing. Lineage: Eukaryota; Metazoa; Chordata; Actinopteri; Perciformes; Percidae. The record is from RefSeq and is a predicted model, not a curated record. Bases 118 to 5565 code for a protein of 1815 amino acids.